AUGUUCUUUAAAUCUAAAUUUGAUCCCGAUACGUUCGAGAAAGAGCUCCGGAAAUUAUCGGUGGAAAUCACUAGAAAUGAGCGACAGUUACGGGUGUGGAAAACGAAGAAGAGCCAGUAUAUGAGGCAGUUGCCUAUAUAUCUGAUUUCCGGCUAUGUGAUAUACUUGGGAUACAUUUAUAUGAGGAAUCGGUACAAGAACUUAAAGGUAGUGAGCUUUGCCAUGGCCAUUGCUAUGGCAAUUGGUUGUUUCAUCUAUAUGGAAAGGCAUUUGCUUGAUUAUAUAAUCAGUGCUAAAGAGCGUCAUAUUGAGGGAUUGAAAGAGAGGCACAGUGAAAAGUUGGCGUUGUUAAAGGAAAAGACAAACUUCAACCGGACGAAGGAUAUGUUGGUGAGAUACUCGAACGGCGAUGACAUUGAAGAGUUAGAGAAAGAGGUGAAACAGAAUGAGUUGAAAAGACAGGAAUAUUUGAAGAAGAUAGAAAAUGAUCCUAAUCGUGAUUCUAGUCACGUGUACGGAGGAUUAAUGGAUUUAAUGAUGGGGCAAGAUGAGAUGAGUUCGGACAGAAGGUAUGCAUUGAUUUGCGAGAAGUGUCUGCAGCAUAAUGGACUAGCGCCACCUGGAGAGGUAAAUGUGAAGUAUAUAUGUCCUAGAUGUGGAUGGCUGAAUGGAUCCGAGGUGAAGGAUGUGACUGCAACGAAGUCGCCGGCAGAAAUAGAAGAGCCAUUAGACAAUCACUUACCUGAAUUGGGAAUAGUUCAGGACGGCGCAAGUACAAAUUCUACCGAUUAG
This is a messenger RNA of Brettanomyces nanus, 792 nucleotides long. RefSeq lists its product as uncharacterized. Gene Ontology annotation, cellular component: endoplasmic reticulum tubular network. The record is from RefSeq and is a predicted model, not a curated record. The transcript has a single exon. Bases 1 to 792 code for a protein of 263 amino acids. Gene Ontology annotation, biological process: endoplasmic reticulum tubular network organization. Lineage: Eukaryota; Fungi; Ascomycota; Pichiomycetes; Pichiales; Pichiaceae.